AUGAAAUCAUACCGUGUAUUGACCUUGAUACUGCUUGGGGCUACAUCAUUCGCCUGCACUGGACAUUCUCAUGAAGCUGAAGGUUGGACUAAAGAAGAUUUGGCGGAGCUCGAAGCGAAAUGGGGACAGAAUUACGCUUUCUCGGGGAUCAGCACAUUUGCCAACCUAGAGCACACUAGAUGCCUUCUCAAUCCGCGAGAAACCUUCGACAUUGCUAUCGUCGGUGCCCCCUAUGACACAAGCGUCGGCUAUCGACCCGGUGCUCGCUUCGGACCCCGCGCUAUUCGCCAUGUAUCUGGACGGCAGUCGUCAUUUCGUGGUUUUAACCCUCGCGCUGGCAUCAAUCCUUAUCAGAGUUGGGCUAAAAUUAUUGAUUGCGGAGAUAUCCCUGUCACUCCUUUUGACAAUGUUAUUGCCCAGGAGCAAAUGACUCAAGCUCUCAAGCAACUUGGUCGACAUCAAACUGUGUCCGGAGUAAGCUCCAGACCUAAGCUUUUGACCCUUGGCGGUGACCAUAGUCUAUCAUUACCGGCCCUUCGAGCUCUGAACGAGGUCCACGACAGGCCAAUUCAGGUUUUGCACUUCGACGCCCACCUGGACACCUGGCAUCCAGAGGCAUACCCGUCGUAUUGGGGAACCACUCAUUUUACCCAUGGCUCCAUGUUCUGGAUGGCCUACCAGGAAGGAUUGUUGUGCAACUCAUCAUCAAGGCCAUCUGUUCACGCUGGUCUCCGCUCCCGCUUGGGUGGCACUGGUUGGAAAGACAACGACGAAGACGCUGCUCAGAACUGGUUGAGAAUUCCAGCUGACGAGAUUGACAAUAUCGGCACGAGAGGGAUCAUUAAUCAAAUCCUAGGAAUGCUAGGAACUGAACAGCCUGUUUAUUUGUCGGUAGACAUCGACGUAUUAGACCCGGCUUUUGCACCAGGCACUGGCACCCCUGAACCUGGAGGCUGGUCCUCCCGAGAGCUGAUCAGUAUCCUUCGUGGUCUGGAGGACUUGAACCUGGUAGGUGCAGAUGUGGUUGAAGUGUCACCGCCCUAUCAAAAUCGAGGCGAGGAGACCUCCUUCGCUGCGGCACAAGUGGUUUAUGAGUUGUUGACCUCGAUGAUAAAGCGAGGUUUGAAAGAUCUUGCUAAGGAAAAAAGUCCAACGAGUGAUGACAAAGAUGAGUUGUGA
Penicillium mononematosum is the source of this 1179-nucleotide messenger RNA. RefSeq names its product agmatinase. Gene Ontology annotation, molecular function: agmatinase activity; metal ion binding. Lineage: Eukaryota; Fungi; Ascomycota; Eurotiomycetes; Eurotiales; Aspergillaceae. The transcript is spliced from 3 exons. The record is from RefSeq and is a predicted model, not a curated record. The coding region runs from base 1 to 1179 and encodes 392 amino acids.